Messenger RNA from Postia placenta MAD-698-R-SB12, 909 nucleotides. RefSeq lists its product as hypothetical. The transcript is spliced from 5 exons. The record is from RefSeq and is a predicted model, not a curated record. NCBI's taxonomy places the organism in Eukaryota, Fungi, Basidiomycota, Agaricomycetes, Polyporales, Adustoporiaceae. Bases 1 to 909 code for a protein of 302 amino acids.
AUGUCUUUACUUUCAUUCCAAUCUCCGACCAAUCCGGAAGGUUGGGAUGAUCUACAAGCCCUAGUAUCCGAAUCGAUAGAAUCAUCGGAGGCGAUUGUCUCUCCCCUAUCAUUGGAGACAAACAAUGCAAACUCACCUCCCACUGCGCGCACCUUAUUCAUUCGACACAAUUCAUCCAUUCCGCCGAAGAACCUUGAUCAGGAUUGGUAUAAGUCGUAUCCUGCACGGGCUCACGUCAGGAAGCUUGUAUCAUCUGAGGAUACAGAGCUAGACGUGGUGUGCAAAAUCAAGAGAGGACACGGGAUCGAGGAACUCCGUGACGAGUACGACUGCUACAUCAAACUACGAGACUUGCAGGGUCAGGAGAUUCCCAAGUGCUAUGGGUUGUUUCGGAGCUCUGGGAAUGCCCUUUCUCGAGACAGGGCCACUCGGCGAUCUACAUGGGCUUGUCUCGUACUUGCGUAUUGCGGGAAACGUCUUCCUAACAACCUCAUAUGCAUGCCCUGGGAAUUCAAGCUCGGAGUGAUUCAUCGUGAUCUCCGCACUCUUGGAAAUGUUAUUGUCUCCGACGACGGCAAACCAAUCAUUACCGAAGCGAUUCCUUUCCACAUUCACGUGCCCUUUGAUCAACCUUGCUAUGAGUUAGGCGAGGCUGCAGAGGCGACAUGGCUGUGGAAAGCAAGGUCAUUCAUGAGCAAACUUGGCAUUCCGAUUCCUGUCUGUGUCAUAGAGAAUGACGAGAUGACCUUGGAAGAGAAGAUAGUCAACAUCAUGGAGCUCUACACUCCCCAGGAGGUCCAUUCUCCUACUCCCAUUGAUUUCAGAAAGGCAGCAGAGAACGAAAUAAAGAGGUAUGAGUUGGCAAUGGAGAUGAGGCGCACAUGCCAGCUGCCUCCUGCCGGGUUCUGA